ACUGGCGAAGCUUCCUCCAUGGUAUAAUACAGAGACCAUGGCACGUGUGAUGAGAGUAUUAAUAAGGGAGAGGAAAAUAAAUCAAUGAUGCGUGUGAUGCUGACGGGGUCAAAGAUGCUACUCGAGUCUCUCCAUUAGCAUCAGAAAGGCCAAGAUGGCGGCCAUCUUGGUGAAAAUGUCAUCACUGCUCUCCACCAACGCUCAUCAUUUGUCCACCAUCCUGGUGUUUUUUGCUCUGUUCACAUUGUCAGAUUCCUCACCGGGGACCGUAGCCAAUUCACCGCAUCACGUAGUAGUCGAGCCGGGAUUCCUGUUCGUGAAAUUACUCCAGCAAUAUUCGAAGAUCAAAACGCAGUUGAUUUCGUGUUCGCUCGCCGCAUCAUUGGGAGGAGGUGAUGAUGCGGUCUCCCACAUAAACGGACCCCCGUUGUCGUCUUCUACGGCGGGGGGCUCGAGCCGCUGUUUGACCGGCAGUGGGGUGAGCCUGGACACAGACAGUCUGAUCGAUGUACGGGUUAGCGGUGACAUCGCGGACAAGUGUAAACACGGCGGGAACAAUCUGCUCCGGUGUCUCUCCAAUGAUGCCUUUGUCAAUAAGAUCCUGGGCAACUUUAUGGGGGGAUUGAGACCCGGAAUCCUCAGGAUGUGCUGCAUCUUAGAUGGGUGUGGCUUCGGGGUAGAUGUGGGAGGGGACAGGGAGGACAAUGCUUGCUUGAGUUGCCUGUCUGGUGCAGAUGGCAUAAUGUUUACCCGUAAGAAUAAAACACCGGACCAAUCGUCUUUCCUGCAAUCUCUGUCAAGAAUGUUAUGCACCGAUCUCAAAUUCAACAACAUGCCGUGCACCAAGCUCAACCUUGUGGCCCUCAACCUCCUGUCAGGACCGGCUGAUCAAACGAUUCUUGAAGGAGCGGCUGACGUCAUCAGACAGUGUAACCCAUCGUUCUCAACCGAAAGCAUUAGGCUAUUCCAGAUGAUUAUAGGAAACCUAAGCCACAACGAUACCUUGAGAAUUAAGGCUUUGCUGGCACCACACGGGUCAGAGGUCAAACAACCACAUCCGGUCAAGUAUAUUUCAGGAGACAACAGUGUAAAGAAAGAGAGGAUGAGUGACUUAACGGCUCGAGCCAAGACUGGUCUGGUGGUCAUGGGGAUCCUGGUCGCUAUUAGUCUCUUCCUCGGGGCGUGGGUCAUCUACCAACGAGCCAAAGCCUACUACCAUCCCAACGAGGCCGUGCGCUACUCGCAGAUCAACAUAAACGAUAUCUACAUAGACGACCAGAAUCGAGACGACGACGAGUACGAGGAUGACGGUGACCCCGGGGAAGGAGUCCCUACGCCGUAUCGUUCGUGAACAUGAUGCGGGUAACCCGUGGGGUGUGGCGUGAGCGAUUUUUUGCCAACAAUUUGGAAAUGUUGGCAACACGUAGAGACUUAUACCGCAGCCAUCGUUGUUUCUUCCCAAAGCAGUUUCAAGAUUAAAAUAUAAUUAUGCGAGGUGCGCGGUGACGUCAUCCCAACCCUUAACCAAAUAAUUAUAUGCAAAACACGAGUUGCGCGCGUACCGCCGGGCAGAUUUCGUAAUGAGGACUGUUUAUAGAUGUAUAAAUUAAGGGCACUAAUUCGUCUCUUUGUUAUGCUUAAAGGCACUAGACACUGUUGGUAAUUACUCAAAAUAAUUGUGAGCAUAAAAACUUACUUAUAGUAAC
Molecule: messenger RNA, 1706 nt
Organism: Asterias rubens (European starfish)
Lineage: Eukaryota; Metazoa; Echinodermata; Asteroidea; Forcipulatida; Asteriidae
Exons: 5
Coding region: 155-1351 (398 amino acids)
Source: RefSeq, a predicted model, not a curated record